Molecule: messenger RNA, 2451 nt
Organism: Rotaria sp. Silwood1
Lineage: Eukaryota; Metazoa; Rotifera; Eurotatoria; Philodinida; Philodinidae
Source: the annotation of a GenBank genome assembly
AUGUUUGUAAGACAUUGUUUAUCUAUUCGCUUUGUUCAAAUUUUAUUUAAUAAUGAACAUCAUUUAAGAUAUUUAUCAACUUAUAAAAAGAAAAUUUCAAUGAAUAAUCAAAAAAAAACUAAUCAACCAUCAAUUGCUUCUUUUUUUGCAAAAAAAGAUUCAUCAAUAAUAAAAACACCAAAAAAAGAAGUCGAACCACCAUCAAUUCGUAUAGAAAAUAAAGAACCAUUACAAUCUCCAUCAUCAGAUUCUGAUGAUAAAUCUUUAUCAUUUGUUCCAACAAAACGAGCAAAAAAACGUGUUUUAAGUUUUGAUGAAAGUGAUCAAGAUCAAAAAAGUAAUUCAUCAACAGAAAAUAUUAAAGAAACACCAACAAAAAUUGUUAAACAAAUGAAAAUUAUUGAUACAAAAGAUGAAAAUAAUAAAAUAAUUACUCAAAUUGAACAAACAACAACUAUUCCUAUCGAACAGCCAACAACUAUUACAAUCGAACAAAAAAAUGUUGCUGAUCCUCAAUCAUAUAAUCCUGGUAAAACAAAUUAUGAUCCAAUUAAUGAUGCUUGUUGGAAACUCGGUGACAAUGUACCAUACAGUGCAUUAUCAUUAACAUUAUUAUUAAUUGAAGAGACAUCAGCUCGUUUAGAAAUAAUUCGUAUAUUAUCAAAUUUUUUUCGUUCAGUUCUUAGUUUAUCAUCAAAUGAUUUAGUACAUUGUGUUUAUUUAUGUGUUAAUAAAGUUGCACCAGAAUAUGAUGGAAUUGAAUUAGGUAUUGGUGAAACAAUAAUUAUGAAAGCUAUUGCUGAUAGUACUGGACGUACUGUUGAACAAUUAAAAUCCGAUUAUAAAUCUAAAGGAGAUUUAGGUCUUGUUGCUGAAGCAUCACGUUCAACACAACGUACAAUGUUUAAACCAAAACCAUUAACUGUUUCACAUGUUUAUAAAAAAUUAAAAGAAAUUGCACAAUUAACUGGAAAUAAAAGUCAACAACGUAAAAGUGAUAUAAUAAAAAGUCUUUUAGUUUCUUGUCAAUCUCAUGAAAGUCGUUAUCUUGUUCGAUCAUUAAUUGGUAAACUUCGUAUUGGUUUAGCUGAACAAUCAAUGCUUGUUGCAUUAGCACAUGCAUGUAUUCGUAAUCAAUAUAUAAAUUUAAAAGAAACAACAUUAAAAGAACGUCUUGAUAAUGGUACACUUGCUGUUAAAGAUGCUUUUUGUCAAUGUCCAUCCUAUGAUAUACUUGUUGAUGUACUUGUUAAUAAAGGUGGUAUUGAAAAAUUAAAAGAUUUAUGUAAAGCAACACCUGGUAUACCAAUGAAACCAAUGUUAGCACAUCCAUCAAAAGGUAUUGAUGAAAUAUUAAAACGUUGUGGACAAAGUGAAUUUGCUUGUGAAUAUAAAUAUGAUGGAGAACGUGCACAAAUUCAUUUAACUGAAGAUGGAAAAAUUUAUAUUUAUUCAAGAAAUUCAGAAAAUAAUACAUCAAAAUAUCCAGAUAUUAUUGAACGAAUUCCUAAUGCAUUUCAAUCUCAUGUUAAAUCUUUAAUUUUGGAUGGUGAAUGUGUUGCUUAUGAUAUUGAACAGAAAAAAUUAUUACCUUUUCAAACAUUAUCAACAAGAAAACGAAAAGAUGCUGAUAUCAAAGAAAUAAAAGUUCAAGUUUGUAUAUUUGCAUUUGAUUUAUUAUAUUUAAAUGGUGAAUCAUUAGUUGAAAAACCUUUUCGUGAACGUCGUCGUUUAUUACAUGAAUCAAUUCGUUGUAUACCUGGUGAACUUGUUUUUGCUGAAUCACGUACAACAUCAAAUAUUGAUGAAAUAAAUAUGUAUUUGGAACAAUCAGUUAAAGAUGGUUGUGAAGGUCUUAUGGUUAAAACAUUAGAUAAUGAUGCAACUUAUGAAAUAGCUAAACGAUCUCAUAAAUGGCUUAAAUUAAAAAAAGAUUAUCUUGAUGGUGUUGGUGAUACACUUGAUCUUGUUGUUAUUGGUGCUUAUACAGGCACAGGUAAACGAACCGGUGUUUAUGGAGGAUAUUUAUUAGCAUGUUAUGAUAAAGAUAAUGAAGAAUAUCAAUGUAUUUGUAAAUUAGGUACUGGAUUUACUGAUGAAUUACUUGUUUCACUUGGUAAAUCAUUAGAACCACAUAUAAUACCAAAACCAUUGGCUUAUUAUCGUUAUUCUUCAUCAUUAGCACCAGAUGUUUGGUUUGAUGCAGUCAAAGUUUGGGAAGUUAAAUGUGCUGAUUUAUCUUUAUCACCUAAUCAUCAUGCAGCUAUUGGACUUGUUGAUGAAGGAAAAGGAAUAUCUCUUCGUUUUCCUCGAUUUUUACGUGAAAGAGAAGAUAAAUCAGUUGAAGAUGCAACAAGUGCUGAACAAGUUGCUGAUCUUUAUCGUAGACAAGAAAAAAUUAAUAAAAUGAAUGCUGAUAAUCAAGCAGAUGAUGAAGAUGAUAUGUAUUAA